Molecule: messenger RNA, 2343 nt
Organism: Aphanomyces invadans
Lineage: Eukaryota; Oomycota; Saprolegniomycetes; Saprolegniales; Verrucalvaceae
Exons: 4
Coding region: 59-2149 (696 amino acids)
Cellular component (GO): Cdc73/Paf1 complex
Molecular function (GO): RNA polymerase II C-terminal domain phosphoserine binding; DNA binding
Source: RefSeq, a predicted model, not a curated record
AGAAUACGCAGCAUCGGGCCUUGGAAAGCAACCAACAAUACCUGUCGUGGUAGCGGGGAUGGCGAAGCGAAUCGAAGAAAGCGACGAUAGUGGCAGUGCCAGUGAGAGCGGUAGCGGUAGCGGCAGUGGCUCAGGCAGUGGCAGCGAAUCUGGAAGCGACUCGGGCAGUGGUAGUGGCAGCGACUCUGGCAGUGGGAGCGACAGCGACUCCGAGAGUGGAAGCGGCAGCGGCAGCGGCAGCGGUAGUGACAGCGAGAGUGACGACGACAAGAAAGCCCCAGCCAAGCCGAAAGCUGCACCAAAGGCGAAACCUGCUGCAAAACCUGCCAAGAAGAAGUCUCCGUCGAAGCCACCCAAACCAGCCGUGAAGAAGUCUGCUGUGAGUAAGAAGGUGAUUGAGGACGAUGAUGAUGCUGGCAAGAUUGAAGAGAUUGACCCGGAGCGCCUCAAGGGGUUGAACGAAGUGGAGAAGGAAGCUCUCAUGCUGGAGCACUACGAGUCGCAGGCAAAGAAGAGCAAAGACAUUGCGUUGAAGAAGAAACUCGAGAGCGAGAGGGAAGCAUUAGACGAGGACAACGAAGUGGCAGGACGACGAUUGCGCAACAGGGACUCGGACAGCCGCAAGUCGGCGUUGUCGAACCUGAAAUCAAUCAAGCAAGGCGACAAGAGCUCCAAGUCGAUCCUAAGCAAGCGAUUUGGCGGUACGAACGGCAACGACGAUGGCUCCGAUUUCGACGAAGGCGAUGCAAACCGUGACGAGCUCGCCGAGAAGCGUCGCCGACGCAAGGAGUUGCAGCGCGCAAGUGCGACGGAAGCGUCGUCGUCGCACACGUCGGCGUCGGCAUCGUCGUCGGCUCGAACUGCAUCCAAGCAAGAAGACCCGAAUCACGUGGAGUUGCAGGAACCGGACCUGUCUGGGCCGUUGGAGCAUCGUCAUGCGCUGGCGUACCUCUUUAAACGCCGUGAGUGGUUCGAAAAGAACUUUUUCGAGCCAUUUUUUGACAAACUCGUCAAAGGAGCAUAUGUCAAAGUUAUCAUUGACGACGGGGCCGACGAAGGCGACCGCGUGUACCGGUUCUGCCAAAUCGUUCACAUGUGCUACGUGGAGAAGGAGUACGUGUUCGCCGGCGAGAAGACGAAGAAGGCGCUCAUGUUGGCGUACGGCAAAGACAAGCGGGCAUUCCCCCUCUCGGGCGUGUCGAACCACAGCCUCAUCGAACGCGAAUUCGAGCUGUGGCGCAUCCACUUGCAAAAGCAAGGGCUCUCUGUACCCACGAAAGACCAAGCGAAGAAGCAUUAUGCCGCCGUCAAGGCACUGCCGUUGAAGCACAAGUACACGGACGAAGAAGUCACGACCAUGGUGAACCGCAAAAAGGCGAGUGGGCUGACCCAAGUGUCGUUGGGGGUCGAGAUCGUGCGGCUUGAGCGGGACGUGGCGGCAGCCAAGACUGUGAACAACUUUGACAAGUCGAUGGAGUUGGAAGCGCGGUUGGCGCAGGCGCGGCAAGCGAACGAGCAGCGCCUGGCUGUCAAAACGGAGGACGUCGAACGCAUUAAUCAAAUCAACAAGCGCAAUCGAGAGAUCAACAUGAAACGCGACAUGGACGCGAGCGCUUCCAAUCGUGCGCAGAUGGAGAACAUGUCGGCCGCACAGAAGCUGCAGUACGUGCGCGCAUCGGCAUCGCGGAGGAUGUAUUUGUCCCGCGACAAAAUCGAGGCCAAUUUGGCUGAAGGCAAGUUGGUGCAGCUGCCGGAUGGCCGCAUCAUGACCGUCAACAAGUUGGUCGAAGUCGAGGCGUUGCCAGACGAUAUCAUCCCCGACAAGGCGAAAAAGUCCAAAGAGGAAGAUGUACUAGUCAAGAUGGAGCGCAAACGGAAGGCCCAGGAGGCGGCGGUCGUGGAGGCUCGAGUAAACGCGGUCGAAGUCCAAGGAGACGGCAAUGACAUUGCCCACAAGACAAUUCGGUACAUGGAAGACGAUGGAUCGUGGACGACAAUUCGGUCCGCAGCCGAGAUCUUGGAGGAGCAGGAACGCAAGAAACGCCCAGUUGUGUCGGACGAAGUGAAGAAGAACCGUCGAGGCAUCUCGAUGAAGGACUACUUCAACCGAGUCAAAGAACGCCAGGCCAACGGAGACAACGCCUCAUAAGACGAUGUCUAACUUGUAAACAUUCAUAGCUGCAACAGCGAGCAGCCGAGUAGAAUUAUAGAUUAAUCCGUUUGGGAGCCACGCAUGCCGACGUUGUGAUGUCGGCGAAAGCGAAGUGCUCGAUCAAUCCCUCGAUGGCAGGUCAAUGCCCCCAUAGAAAACGACAACAACUUUACAUGCUAGUACUUCUUCAU